Messenger RNA from Schistocerca piceifrons (Central American locust), 498 nucleotides. RefSeq names its product putative gustatory receptor 28b. The transcript has a single exon. Bases 1 to 498 code for a protein of 165 amino acids. Gene Ontology annotation, cellular component: axon; dendrite; membrane. The record is from RefSeq and is a predicted model, not a curated record. Gene Ontology annotation, biological process: sensory perception of taste. NCBI's taxonomy places the organism in Eukaryota, Metazoa, Arthropoda, Insecta, Orthoptera, Acrididae.
AUGCACUCUUUACUGAUUGAUAUAGCCAGAGUGGUCAACUCUGGAUACGGUGUACAGAAUGCAGUUGAAAUAACAAGUAGUUUCGUACAUGUUGUAAUGAACUGUUAUAUGAUUUUUGUACAUGUAUUAGAAUUCGCGGACCCUCUGGUUAACGAAUCUAAAAGACAUACUACUAUUGUGUUACUGUUCUUACCAUGGACAAUUAUGUCAGUAUUGCGAAUUGUAAGCAUAGUCUACAGCUGUGAAGUGGUUGUCCAGGAGGCCAGCCGCACAGAACAGCUGGUGAACAAGUUGCUGCUGCUGUCACCACGGGGGAACAGCGGUCAUCACGUGGCACUGAAGAGUUUCGCCCAGCAGAUGAGCUGUAGCAGACUCUCGUAUAGUGCUGCGGGACUGUUCUCCAUCGACAAGCCGCUGCUUACGACUUGGGUGGCCGCCACCACAACCUACCUUGUAAUCCUCGUCCAAUUCGGCCUGAAUGACAGCAGCCAUCAGUAG